AUGGUAAACCCAGAAGACGUCCUGAUUUUACCAACUUCCUCUUCAACGUCUUCCACUUCUCCAUCUAUUCAAAAAAUCUCUCCAGAAGUUUGUGAAGUUUGUGGUGAUCGUGUGAAUAGCAGAAGGUACGGUGCAUCGGCAUGUCUUGGAUGCACUGUGUUCUUUCGGAGAGCAAUCGUGAAUAAAAUGCAAUACAGGUGCCUCAGAGAUCAAAACUGUCUGAUUUCUCAUACCUACCGUUGUGCAUGCAGAUACUGUAGAUUUCAAAAAUGUUUACGAGUAGGGAUGCGACCAGAAGCUAUCCAGAGAAGAGAUCUUGUCGGACCUAGAAAAGUUUCGAGAGAUGAAAAAUCAGGAAGUCCUGAUCUUAUAAUCAUUGACGAUCAAUCCGAUAACUUUCUGCAAGAAUGGGCCAAUUUCCAAAGGCUGCAGAAUUCAGAGCAGCUUCCUUAUUUUGCAGAGCAUCACAUUGAUGUAGCGUUUCAUAAAGAUCAAUCUAAUUUCGUAAAAUUCCGCCGUCGUGCUAGGGCUCCGGACGUGAAUGUGAUGCUGAAGCUGUGUCUGAAGCAGGCUGCUGAAUGGGGAAACCGUUUGAAACCUUUCAAAAAGCUUUCAUUGGAAUCCAAGAAAAGUAUUCUGGCAGAAUAUUGUCUAGCAUUUCUGUUGAUUGAUCAAGGAUUCAAAACUGCAAAAGAGGCAGAUCUCGGAAUUUGGCUUCUUCAAAAUGGAAGUUUUAUGCAUCCAGACUAUUUCUUUGGUCUGUCGGCCAAUAAUAUUAGUGUAGCUGAAAAUAUGAGAGUCAAGACACAACUCCAUCACAACUUUGUAACUGAACUUCUUCAUUGCGUGAGUAAUCCCUUUCGGAAACUGGAAAUCGAUGAAAUAGAAUGUGCUGCUUUGAAAACAAUCCUUCUUUUGAGCCCUUCAUGCUCAAAACGUGCGAUUUAUGCUGGUCAAGAAGGAAUUCUCGCAGGGUUCUAUACAAAGUGUAUGGAGGAAUUAAUGGAUCACGUGAUGAGCAAAUAUCAAGACAAGGGAGCAGAACGGUUCGGAGAAAUAAUUUUGUUGAUUGGAUCAAUACGAUGUGGAGUCAAAACUAUUUAUAAUCAAACACGGGUUUCCGAUCUCUUUAAUUUCAUGAGAUUCGACGAUUCGGUUAAAGAUAUUCUGUUAACUUAA
Molecule: messenger RNA, 1179 nt
Organism: Caenorhabditis remanei
Lineage: Eukaryota; Metazoa; Nematoda; Chromadorea; Rhabditida; Rhabditidae
Exons: 6
Coding region: 1-1179 (392 amino acids)
Biological process (GO): regulation of DNA-templated transcription
Molecular function (GO): zinc ion binding; sequence-specific DNA binding; DNA-binding transcription factor activity
Source: RefSeq, a predicted model, not a curated record